AUGACACUCAUCAGGACCGCGAUCGCAGAAGCAGAGUCAUCAACCUGCAUAAGAUGGAUUAAUGACGAGGUUGCUGUCCCGACCCUGAGACAGGAACACACUGAGUGCCUCGGGAGACCGGGUACGGCCCCUUGUGCUGCCAGGUCGACCACAGAUGCCAAAACAGUGGGAGUCUCAUUGUGGGAGCCUGAGGAGGAGGGCACAUGGCGUGCCGAGUACGGCCCCAACAGAAGUGCAGGCGAACAUAGAGGAGUGGAUCCCGCCGUCAUAGGAGACCUCAUCACCAGGCCCCGGUGUUCGCAGAAGACCACCAUCGCCGCCAAUCUCGCCACAGAGGCGAGGCCGCAGGAGCCGCAAAGCUCAAGCAGACAGAUCUCUGAGCUCGUGAACACCCCGAAGCUAAGGGCUCUGAGAGUGAAGAGUGCAGAGAUCAGGAGUGCCAUAAGCACGAACGCAAAACAGAGGUUCGAGCUGGUGUGGAAGGAUGGUGAGGAGAUGGCACGAGCGGUUCAAGGCCACUCUUUUGAGGUCGAGAAGUCGCUUAUCGCGCAGGAGCUAAGUGAAGCCGAUCUGCCGGCCACGGUGUACCAUGGGACCACUAGCGACUGUUACCGGAGCACAACCCGGGACGGGCUGCUUGCGGGCGGCCUCCGAAAGGUGCGAGCCGAUGUUCACUUUGUGGAACAGAUGCCGGGAUCCUCUGCAGUCAUUUCCGGUGCUAGAUCCAACUGCACCCUUGCACUGGUCGUGGAUGCAAAGAAAGCUGCAAGGAUCGCGACUUCCGGCCCCUCCUGCCUGGGAGCCGAGUGGGAGCCUCGAAAGGGCCCAAACCAGACACGAACGAGGUGCUGCAGGCAAGUAUACACUGCAUUACCAUGGCUAAUUUUGUCCACCAUGAGUAUCCUUGGAUGGCUGCGCAAACUCCUAACAGGCAAAGGAGGGCAGCGAAGGAAGUGGAGAGUCCAGCGCCGACUCCAUGGCAUCUACAGACGCAGGCCCAGCUGGGCAGGGAAACCCUGA
Symbiodinium necroappetens is the source of this 1020-nucleotide messenger RNA. The record is from the annotation of a GenBank genome assembly. Lineage: Eukaryota; Dinophyceae; Suessiales; Symbiodiniaceae.